Messenger RNA from Dictyostelium purpureum, 225 nucleotides. RefSeq lists its product as uncharacterized. Bases 1 to 225 code for a protein of 74 amino acids. The record is from RefSeq and is a predicted model, not a curated record. The transcript has a single exon. Lineage: Eukaryota; Evosea; Eumycetozoa; Dictyosteliales; Dictyosteliaceae.
AUGAAUUAUAAUAAUAAUAAUGAUUAUAAUAAUUAUAAUAAUUAUAAUAAUAAUAAUCCUAUUAAUAAUAAUAAUAAUAAUAAUAAUAAUAAUAAUAAUAAUAAUAAUAAUAAUAAUAAUAAUAAUAAUAAUAAUAAUAAUAAUAAUAAUAAUAUAAAUAACAAUAAUUAUUACAAAAACUAUAACAAUAAUCAAAAUAAUCAAAAUAAAGCGUUACAACAAUAA